Branchiostoma belcheri (Belcher's lancelet) is the source of this 1634-nucleotide messenger RNA. Its product is annotated as RNA-binding protein 7-like. NCBI's taxonomy places the organism in Eukaryota, Metazoa, Chordata, Leptocardii, Amphioxiformes, Branchiostomatidae. Gene Ontology annotation, cellular component: nucleus. Gene Ontology annotation, biological process: regulation of alternative mRNA splicing, via spliceosome. The record is from RefSeq and is a predicted model, not a curated record. Gene Ontology annotation, molecular function: single-stranded RNA binding.
CCCUAUAAAAUAAUGUGAGCUCCCGGGGUUAGAGUUUACGUGGCUUGGUGAAACCGUGGAUUCAGGCGUGUAAUUUGGGGUUGGCGGGACAAAAACUUAAAUUUCUCACUCCAGAAACCCAACUGUAGGUUCUAGGCAUGGUCAUGGAAGACGACAAGGAAGAGCGGACGCUUUGGGUGGGGAAUCUCAGCUCCCAAACGACGGAGGAGCUGCUAUACGAACUCUUUCUCCAGGCAGGUCCGUUAGUAGGAGUCACCAUCCCUAAGGACCCAGGCACAGGCAAGGCGAGGAGCUACGCCUUCAUCGAGUUCAAACACGCCGUGUCGGUACCGUACACCAUCGAGCUGAUGAACGGCAUACGGCUGCACGAGCGCUCGCUGCGCCUGCAGUGUCGUACCGGCUCCAAGCACGCCAGCCCCGCACACGGCGGCGUGGACAGUCCCAACGCCACCCCCACCCCAGUCACAGUUCACCACCCCCAACCGCCCCAGCUCCAGAGGGCCUUCACCACCCCCCAGAUGAACCCCCCACCCCAGGGGUUUAACCACUUACUGGGCUUCCCCACCCCACUGACCCCAGGGGCAGGCCUGAUGCCGACUCCCAUGGGUAUGCAGAUGAUGAGCCCUCACCAGAUGGCACAACAGAUGCAAAGAACGCCAAUGAGCCACCACAGGCCGAACCACAACAACAUGGGACAUCGGAACGAGUACAGCCCCAUGGACACGCCUCACAGGGGAUCCCGGGACAGAGAUCACAGGGACCAGCGGGGCUGGGCAAGAGAUUCAGACUACCGUGGGGGGAGGGAUUCAGACUAUCGUGGGGGGAGGGACGCAGAUUACAGAGAUCGCAGCAGGGACAGAGAUAACAGGAGAGAUAGCAGACACUAUCAACACAGGAGAUAGGGAUUUGUUGUGACAUUCCCUUAUAAAUGCUUUCAUAAUACAACAGUUCAUACUUCAUUGUCAAGGAUAGGGGGACUUUUUUUGACAGCGUUCUUGGCUUCUGUACUUUAUUUCUGUGUUGAAAGAUGUGAAUACAAAGAAACCUCAAGCUGAACAACCCUUUUUUUAAGUAAAGCAGUUCUGAUGGUGAUUUUCCAGCCACACUUUGUAAAUAGUCUUUUUCUCAUCUUUUAUAGUAGAGAGUAGCAUUACCCUAUUCAUGGGGCCUCUAGUCUAGACAGUUACAAAAUUGUCUUACCUGGGUUUGUCCAUUGUGAAACAGAAAGGUUUUAUUGAGAGAUGUAAAUCCUGCCUGAUCCUUUUUUUUUUUAGUUUUUUAACUUAAUUUUCUGUGUAUAUAAAUAGAUAGUGAUGUUUUCUAUUAACAGUGUACAUAUUUGGCUAAUGCCAUAUUUGAAUGUUCAAGUUACCUUUUCUUGUACAUGUUGUAUUAUUUACUUUUAUCCUAGAUAGGGGAUUUUAGUUGAGCACUAGUGUAUCAUCAGUGCAAUGGUGGUGAUGUUGAUAGCAACAAAAGUUCUAUUACAAAGCACACAUAAACAGGCACAUGCAUUACAGCACUUGUUUUCUAUUGUGGAUUAAGCAACUACAUGUAUUUUCUGUGGGUUUAUUCUCUAGAACAAACUUGAAACUGCAUGACACGGACAUACAGGUAAAUUAUAUGUGGACAUU